Molecule: messenger RNA, 901 nt
Organism: Chaetura pelagica (chimney swift)
Lineage: Eukaryota; Metazoa; Chordata; Aves; Apodiformes; Apodidae
Gene: HSD17B7
Product: hydroxysteroid (17-beta) dehydrogenase 7
Exons: 8
Coding region: 1-816 (271 amino acids)
Biological process (GO): cholesterol biosynthetic process
Cellular component (GO): endoplasmic reticulum membrane
Molecular function (GO): estradiol 17-beta-dehydrogenase [NAD(P)+] activity; 5-alpha-androstane-3-beta,17-beta-diol dehydrogenase (NADP+) activity; 3-beta-hydroxysteroid 3-dehydrogenase (NADP+) activity
Source: RefSeq, a predicted model, not a curated record
AUGCCUGAAAUUGGGAUCCACCUGUGGCUGGACAGGAGGAACUUUGUACUCAGAGGGUUUAAGCGCCUGGACUUUGUCUACCUCAACGCCGGGAUCAUGCCCAACCCGCACGUGAACUUCAAGGCCCUGUGGCAAGGCCUGCGCACCGGGAGGCUGCUUCACAUGCUGACCACAGCAGAAGGUGUAAUGACCCAGACAGACAGGCUGAAUGGAGAUGGACUGCAGGAGGUGUUUGCUACCAACCUCUUUGGACACUUUAUCCUGGUUCGUCAGCUUCAAUCUCUACUCUGCGGUAAUGAAAAGCCCUCACGACUCAUCUGGACCUCUUCUAGCAAUGCCAGGGAGUCUGCCUUCAGCCUCUCUGACUAUCAGCAUGCCAAGGGGCAGGAAUCAUACAGUUCUUCCAAAUAUGCUACUGACCUGACAAGUGUGGUUUUGAACAGGAAAUUUAAUCAGCAGGGUCUGUAUUCCAGUGUUGUUUGUCCUGGUCUCGUAAUGUCUAACAUGACUUAUGGAAUUUUGCCAGUUUUUCUAUGGAAGCUGCUAAUGCCCAUCAUGUGGUUGAUCCGCUUUUUUGCCAAGACUUACACUCUGACACCACAUAAUGGAGCAGAAGCUCAUGUGUGGCUGUUCAAACAGAAGCCAGAGUACCUGGAUGCACUUGUCAAAUACCACAGCUGUACAUCUGGACUGGGGAAGAGCUAUGUGGAGCCCAGAAAGAUGGAUGUGGAUGAAGAAACUGCUGAGAAAUUGUACCAAAAGCUGCUGGAACUGGAGAAGCAGACUCUAGAGAAAUACAGUGAUCUCCUAGAUUAAGUAAAGCCAGUUGCAGUGGGAUUAGUCUUUUAUCAGUAAUAUGGGCUUUUUUCAUUCUGGUGCUACUUGGGAUGCCUGCCAUUCU